AUGACCGGUUCCGAGUUCUUUCCCAUCCGCGAGCUCUCCACUUACCAGACAAAGUGGACUAUCAAGGGCCGCGUAACCAGCAAAGCACCGUUGAGAACUUUCAAGCAGCGAAGCGGAAAUGGGCAGGGCAAGGUUUUCCACGUGGAGCUGCUUGAUGCAGAAGGUGGGGAGAUCCGAGCCAGCUUCUUCAAUGAUGCUGCUGACAAGCACUUUGAGCAGAUGGAGGUUGGGAAGUGCUUCACACUGAGCAAGGGCCAGGUAAAGCUUGCUAACCGACAGUACAAUGCCUGCAAGCAUCGCUAUGAGCUUGUCUUCGAUAAAGCUUGUCAGGUGGAUGCGGUCGCUGACGACGGGAAGAUUGAUACUGUCAAGUUCUCCGUAGUCGACCUCCAUACGGUGAAGGGCAAAACCCUGCCAUGCAGCGUUGACGUCUGCGGCAUCGUCACAGCCUUUGACCAGCCUUUGGCAUUCACUUCCAAAGACGGGAAGGACCUGGUCAAACGAACGCUGACACUCGCCGACGACAGCGGAGUGAGCAUGCAAGUUACUAUAUGGGGUGAUCGAGCAAAGAAGGAAGACUCCGAGUUUCAGGGCAACCCAGUCGUCGCCAUGAAAGGAGUGGUGAUCAAGGACUGGCAGGGGGGCUUGAGCGGCUCCUUGAUGGAGGCAGGCUCCCUGGCUUUCAACCCUGACCUGCCGGAAGCGCAGAAGGUGAAGCAGUGGUGGAUGCAAGGUGGCCAUGCGCAAAACCUGACGUUCAUCUCGCAGACGAGCGGCGGUGGCGGAACUCGCAUCACCGGCAAAACAAUGGAUGUCCUCGAGAUGAAGCAGAAAUCAGAGCAGAUUGUGAAUGAACAAGAAAUGUACAUGUCCUACUGCCGUCUCGCCUCAGUUCAGCUGCGGAAGAGGGAUGAGAUACAGCAGCUCCAUUACACCGCUUGCAUGGAGCCGAAGGAAGGAAACGGCUUGCCAUGCAACCGACGCGUUGAUGAUCGUGGCUUCUGUGCUGUUUGCAACAAGGCGGGCAAGGCAGCACCUCGACUCAAUCUGCGUUGCCGCUUCGAAGAUGCGACUGGCAACUUCUGGGUCACCACCUUCCACCAGGCAGCAGAGAAAGUUCUCGGAAUGACAGCACAGGAGGUGGCUGAUAUUGAGAAGGAUCAAGGGCGCGAGGCUGUUGAGGCCAAGUUGAAGAGCUGCUACUAUGGCCAGAUCAUGCAGGUGCAGCUGCGUGCUAAGCCAGACAAUUACAAUGGCGAGCUGCGGACGAAUGUGUCAUGCACAGCAGCGCAGCCAGUCAAUCCACGAGAGCAUGGCGUGCUUGGCAAGUACAAUCUGUUCAUCCACCAUGGUUCGUUUCGGCAGACCCUUCUGCUCUUGCUGGGCACGGCGGUCAUUACAUUUGUGACUGCUCUCGUGGUUCUGUACACAUCACUCGGCCGAGAUCUCGACGGCGAGUUCGAGCAACUGCCGAGCUUUUCUCACUUCCGUGGACUGCGGCGAGUGCAUUCCGCGCUCCGCGCCAUGGAACGCGCUAGCAGGAUUUCGGAGGCGGCUCUGCCUCAUCCGGCGCUGGCCUUGCCCAGGUCGUACGUGCAAAUACAAGCAUGCCUUCACACGCUAGAUGGCCACCGGUUGAUCAAAGAGUGCUUGGAGUCCUUGGCCCAGCAGCCCGAUCUCAGUCUGGUGAAAGCAGUGGUAUCCUUGGAUCAUCCGCAGUCAUUCCAGAAGAUGGAGGCUGUCGUUGACAAGUACUCCACGAAAUUCAAGAUUGAUGUUUGGCGCAAGCCAGACGAUCCAAGUCUGAAGGUUGCAGUAGCAAAGAUCGCUGCACAUUUCAAGUUUGCCCUUUCGCAAAGUUUCGAGGUGGCAGGCUUUGAGUUUGCAAUUUACAUAGAGAACGAUUUGACGUUGGCACCAGACUUUCUUUGGUACUUCCGUCUGACCGCGCCGCUUCUUGAACGCGACCCGUCUUUGUGGUGCGUGUCUGCAUGGAACGACAAUGGCUUCCGGGAGCUUCAGCCUGACGAGCGGCGCCUCUUUCGGACAGAUUACUUUCCAGGCCUGGGCUGGAUGACUCACAACAGCACGUGGUUCUUCUUGCGUGACGCUUGGCCAAAGUUUCCCAGCACCGGCUGGGACCACUGGAUACGGCAUGGCUCUGGAUUAAAGCCUCGCGACUGCAUUGCGCCCGAAGCGCCGCGCACACGGCAUGUGGACAGCAAGGGCACAAAUGUCAAGGCAGGGACUCCCAUUCUGAAGCUGCUUGAGAAGAUGGCAACAAGCCAGCUUCCUCAUGGUGAGCUUCAGAACGUGACCUACUUGCUAAGGGAUCAGUACGAGGCCAGCAUCAGAACAACUUUGCAGAAGGGAAAGCUGGUGCAGUCCAUCGACAACGUGGUUUCCCGACCGCUCGAGGGAUCCAGUUCGCAAUACCAACUCAUUCCAUAUGCGCGAGAGGACUUUCCGGCUCUCGCAAAGAAGCUGCAGCUCUACCCUGGGCAGCCGAGAGGUAGCUGGCGAGGCAUAAUCCUCACCCGACAUCCGCAGUCGCACGUGCCGCUGGCCUUGGUCGAUCGGCGCCAGGGCGAGGGAAUUCUUCCAGACUCUGAGCUGUGGCGUGCACAUCCCGGCAAUGUAAUGCUGAAGGCCAAGCCGGGCAAGUCCUGCGACAUCACAUGCAGCCAGGCCAACCUGCGCUGUGACAACAAGCAACUGGAGUACGCCAACAACUGCAAAGCCUUGAAGAAACAUUUUACCUGCGAGAACGGCUGCGGUCAUCAGGUCGGCGCCGAGAUACCCUGCUACGUGCAUGAGAAGACGCGUGACACUGCUCUACAGUGUCUGGUGACGGAUGAGUCGGCACCGAAUUGCGGACACAGCAAGAUUUUGGACGACAGAGUUGCAAGGGCCAUGACAGACCUCACGUGCACAUUAUGGCUCAAGUUGGUUCAGCAGGUCGGCGUCGACCAGCUUCUUGCCUUUGAGCUUAGCUUUGCAGAGGUGCCUCACAUGGGCACGGCCCUUACAGGCAGAAGUCCCAGCUGGGCAGAAGCCGCCAAACAGUUGGUGCUUCGAGUCAACUGGGACUUGGGCGCAGAGCCAGUCGAGUUCCGAGCCAUGGCCCUGUCGGAGCUGUGCCAGGAAGAUGCCAAAUUUCGGGCCGACUUUGUCUUCGGUGUGGAUUUAGCACAGCCGCCUCAGGAGUGCCAGGGGAUACUUGGCGACAUUCUGGGCAGGGCUGGCUCCAGGCUAUUCAUUACGAGCUCCAAAUCACGAAACACGAGCUCUUUCUGGACUGCCAAGACAUAUCUUGAAGGCGCUGGGGAAGCGCAGCUGUCCGAUGCUGGCUUUCUGGGGCUCUCUGCAGCCAUCGGAGGAUACAGCGAGGCUCUGAAGCUGCGUGAUGAUGUGACAGACCUCUGGCAUCGGAGAACAGCAGAAGAAGCUGUUUAUGCUAUCCUGGUGCUGAUUGACAAAGCCGUGACGCCUCUGCCUGCCUUAGCGGCCCAGCGACCGGUUCCAACAGCAGAUACGGUUUUCCGCGCGGUGGAUCGAUGCCAGGAGCAGUUCCGCAACUGCUUCACGCAACCGCGCUGUCUGCAAAGCUUGGCUUGCCUUUCGCAGUGCGGCCUGGCAGAUCAGUCAUGUUCCUAUCGCUGCAUCGUGUCUUAUCAGAGCCAAGCAUUCACGGACUUCAGCUUGUGCGCGCUACAAAAGCAGAACAUGCUGAACUCGCAGAUCGAGCGCCCCCCCACGCCCCAGGCAAAGCCACUGGACAGCUUCAGAGGCAGGCCACUGACUCAUGAGAUUGCGGAGAGCAUCCUUGUGGGUCAUUUCAAUCCCGAGAAUCAUCGACAUAGUUGGUUAGUCGCAGCUGGCUCUAACCCGGCAUACGAGCAGUUCGCCUUGCAGUACCAGCUGUGGUACAAGGGAUCUGGACGAAACACGUUUUGGUAUCACCCAACGUUUCUGGUCGAGGCCUUAGACGGAGCCAAGAUUUGGCGAACGCGCGACUACCGAGUGCGAAGGAGAGAGACGCCUGGACUGUGGGAUUUUUCCGUGGUGGACAAUGGAAUAAUUUCAGAGGAGAAGUGGCACUUGCUCGGAGCGGACGAUGACUUGCAGUGGAUUGUGCUGUUUUAUGUUGGUGUUGCGCGGCGGGCAGGCCUCUCCUACCGCGGAUGCUUAGUGCUGACUCCGGAGGGUGAGAUGCCUGGCUCAGAGCAUGCCGAGGCCAUUGCUGCGGCCAUUGCCCGCGCAGACAUGAAGCCAUGGGAGCUUGAAGCCACAAGCAACCCACCGGUGGACCCUGAAAAUCCUCCACCACUCAUCGCCCCCGAGACACAGGAGGCUCCUGGUACACAGAUGGAGCAGCUUGCAGGUGCCGUGUUCGAGGGCCAUCUUCAGGCGCCUGGCCUGGGGAAGUGCGGCCUGUCUUACCGGUUUGCUGGCGCUCCAAGCAAGCCACCACUGCAUGCAGCCGUCAAAGCUCAGCGGCUACAACUUGGAUGGACAUGUAAAGAAAAGGACAUAUUCUGCAUCUCAGCAAUUUGCUGCAUCCCAGACCUGGGUCUGGAGUCGGAGGAGGUCGUCGUCUCGUUGAAUCCAGUGCGAGAAGAUGGCUCGAGGCUGAUGUUGCUGCAGUCACUGUCACGACCGGACUUGGGAGUGACCAUCUUACUUUUGGAUGGCAGCUGCUCGAGCCUAACUGGUGGCGACGAAUCAUGGACUCCCGAGAUGGUUCCCGUUGUGCGUGCGCAGCGCUGCGCACCCUUGGAGACACCCAAGCCGUCCUCCAGGCCUCCGCUGCCGCGGCCACCGGCAGUGCCUGCCGGUUCAACUGCCAGGCGCCCUGCAUCGGUACGUGUCCCAGAGCCUGAUGCCGAGCCUGCUCCCGGCAUGGGCGACAGAACGCACAACGAAGAGCCUACAAGCCCGCCAGCUGUACAGCCAGAUGACCAGCUAUUGCAGGGGUUCGGUGUGGUUGGUGGCAGUGGCCUCCUUGACACCGAGGCAGUGAGCAUUUGCAUGCCAGUGCCUUUUGGCGAGGAAGCAGGAGGAGCUGGUCGGAAAACCGAAGAGUCUGCGCCACGGACCGGACACGCAAAUGGCAUUGGACGAUCCGCUGCGAUGGCGGAGAGCAACAGCUCUGAAAAAACUAGAUCGGGAUAUAAUGCCUUUCGGCCCGGUUUACGACCCGAUGAAGCAACCGGGAAGCCUGGGCCUUUGGAUCAAGAAGUGCUCCUGGGGCUGGAUGCCGAUGCGGCAGUGCAAGCUGCGGCUGCAAAUCAAGAACGAUUCGUAGCGGCAGCUCGAGCUGGCGAAGUGGGAGAUCUUGAGCAGCUCUUCAGUCGAAGUGGUGUUCGCGUGGACGGCUGUGUUGACGAAGGACGGUUUGCCGACCAAACAGCCCUCGUGGCAGCAGCCUCUCGGGGUCGAGCGGAUGCAGUGCGCAGCUUGCUGGAACGGAAGGCUGCAAUAGAUGCCAAAGAUGCCAAUGGCUGGACGGCGCUGAUGCAUGCCAUCCACGGGCAGAGGGUGGAAGUUGCUCGACUUCUACUGGAUGCUCGAGCUGAUGUUCGCCAGGUGUCCCAGGAGGAUGGAUCAACACCUAUGAUCCUAGCCGCUGCUGGCGCUCGAGCCGAGCUGUGCAAGCUUCUGAUUGAGCGCAAAUCACCGCUGGAGAUACCAGAUCUGGAAGGUUGCGCAGCACUACACCACGCAGCUCGCAGGGGGAAUGGAGCGACAGUAAUGGCGCUCCUCCUUGCUCGGGCCAAGCUUGAGAAGCAGGACUCACAAGGUCGGACACCACUGUUGGCAGCUGCGGUCGCAGGUCGAGCAGAGACAGUCCAGUUGUUGUUGCGACAAGGGGCCAACAUGAAAGCCCUUGAUUGCACUGGAAGAAGUGCCACGGAACUUGCAACUGUAUACCAGCACCAGCGAGUGGUCAAGGUCAUGUCCGCAAAGUAA
Molecule: messenger RNA, 5973 nt
Organism: Symbiodinium pilosum
Lineage: Eukaryota; Dinophyceae; Suessiales; Symbiodiniaceae
Source: the annotation of a GenBank genome assembly